AUGAGUUUCGGCUUCAGCAUUGGGGACUUUAUCACAGUCAUUGAAAAAACUAAUCAGCUGCGGAAGGACUUUAUCGGGGCACCUCCUCAAUUCAAGGCAAUUUCCGAUGAGCUCAGGAAUCUGGAAAUCGUUAUUCGAGAUCUCGAAGUUGAUCAACACAACACACAUCUCAAUGCCAAGCAAAAACAGGAGUUACAGGAUAUUGCAAGUAGUUGCCGCACUUUGUUCAACGAGAUUGAUACUCUGUUAUCUCGAUAUUGUGAGAUUGAUGCGGCUCGUCCGAUAAAAAGAACAUGGAAGCGUUUGAGAUGGGAGCCCGAAGAUGUCCAUGAUCUACGGAAUCGGCUGUCUAGCAAUAUCAGCAUCUUAAACGCCUUCAAUGGACGUAUCACACGAGACACAAUCUCUAUGCUGCUCGAACAUAAAACUGAUGAGACACAAAGAGUGUGUCUCGACUGGUUAUCGCCUACUACACAUGCAGCACGACAAUCGGAAUAUCUCCGCCUACUACAGCCAGGAACAGGGCAAUGGCUUCUUCAGUCUCAAAAUUUCCUUUCUUGGAUUGACGAGCCGGGGAAGACUAUGUUCUGUCCCGGUAUUCCCGGGGCCGGCAAAACGAUUCUUUCGUCCGCAGUGAUCGAUGAGAUCGAGUCCCGGUACAGUAGCAAUCCCGAGAUUGGCAUUGCGUACAUUUAUUGUGACUUCCAACAUACAAGCGAUGGAAGCCAGAAACCAGAGAGUUUUCUUUCUUCUAUCAUAAGGCAACUUGUCCUUGAUGCAUCUCCAAUGCCGAGUGUUGUGCAAGCGAUGUACGACAAACACGAACCGAAAGGCACUCGUCCUACAUUUGCCGAGCUGUCUAAAGCUUUUAGUGUUGUUUGCCGUUCAUUCAAGCGGUGGUUUCUUGUCUUUGAUGCACUAGAUGAAUGCAACCUCUCCGAUGCUAUACGCACAUUGGAUGCAAUUAUUUCCUACGCACUGCAUUCCAAUAUGAGCCUUUUCGCUACUUCGAGGUUCAUCCCCGAGAUCAUGUCCAAAUUCCAAGAUGAUACCAUGACCCAAGAAAUCCGCGCAGAGAAAUCCGAUAUUGCAAAGUACCUUACAGCAAAUCUCGAUCAACUUCCUUCAUUUGUGUCACGCAACAAACAGCUUCAACAGGAGGUCAUAGACGUCAUUACUAACGCUGCAGAUGGAAUGUAA
Penicillium brevicompactum is the source of this 1200-nucleotide messenger RNA. RefSeq lists its product as uncharacterized. Lineage: Eukaryota; Fungi; Ascomycota; Eurotiomycetes; Eurotiales; Aspergillaceae. Bases 1 to 1200 code for a protein of 399 amino acids. The transcript has 2 exons. The record is from RefSeq and is a predicted model, not a curated record.